This is a messenger RNA of Helianthus annuus (common sunflower), 648 nucleotides long. RefSeq names its product glucan endo-1,3-beta-glucosidase 8-like. Gene Ontology annotation, molecular function: hydrolase activity, hydrolyzing O-glycosyl compounds. Bases 1 to 648 code for a protein of 215 amino acids. The transcript has a single exon. Lineage: Eukaryota; Viridiplantae; Streptophyta; Magnoliopsida; Asterales; Asteraceae. Gene Ontology annotation, cellular component: plasma membrane. Gene Ontology annotation, biological process: carbohydrate metabolic process. The record is from RefSeq and is a predicted model, not a curated record.
AUGACACCCUUCACAGUCAACAUAUACCCUUUUUUAAGUCUCUAUGGGAAUGAUAACUUUCCUAUUGAUUUCACCUUCUUUGACGGUGCACCACAGCCCGUUGUCGAUGACGGGAUCCAAUACACGAACGUUUUCAACGCUAAUUACAAUUUUUUAGUGUCCGCAUUAAAGGCUGCGGGCUACGGUGACAUGCCGAUUAUUGGAGGGGAGGUCGGGUGGCCGUCCGACGGGGAUAAAAAUGCGAACGUUAACAUGGCGUAUCGGUUCUACAACGGGCUUUUACCCCGCCUUGCUUCAAACAAAGGGACAUCACUUCGGCCCGGCCCGAUAGAAGUGUACCUUUUCGGGCUUAUUGAUGAGGAUGCCAAGAGCAUUGCCCCGGUCAACUUCGAAUGGCAUUGUGGGAUUUUUCGAUAUGACAGGCAGCCCAAGUUUGCUAUGGAUAUAUCAGGACGAGGUCAGAACUCGUUUUUGGUACCGGCCCAAAACGUGCGGUACCAAGAGAAAAAGUGGUGCCAGUUUAACCCGAACGUGAAAGAUUUGAAUAAACUCAGGGAGAAUAUUAACUACACUUGUACUUUCAGGUUUGACAUGAUCUGGACCCUUAUGAUGACGCCUAAUAAAAACAAGUUCGGGUUCCGCCACUGA